UCCACUCCUCCUCCAUUUCUGUUUAGGAAAGGGCAGGUCUCCCGAGUGUCAACAAAACAUGGCAUAUCAAGCUGAAGUAAGACUAAGCACCUCUCUAUGUGUUAAUGCUGGGCAGAUGACCAAGUAUGAGGAGUAGGGUCCCAAAAGAGUCAGAGACAGCCCCUGUUCCUACUGUUAGGAGUCCCACCAGAGGACCAAGCUACGCAACUGUAACAUAUAUGCAGAGGGCCUAGGUCAGUCCCACGAAGGCUCCCUGGUUGUCGGUUCAGUCACUGUGCGCCCCUCUGAGACCAGGUUAGUUGAUUCUGUGAGUUUUCUUGUGUCCUUGACCCCGCUGGCUCCUACAAUCUGGCUCCUCCCCCUCUGCUACAGGGUUCCCUGAACUCCACUGAUGUUUGCCCGUGUGGGUCUGUGCCUAGAGAUUGGAGGAGUGGCCUAAAACCCAUGCCAGGAGAGUAAGCCCACUCCAUACUGCCUGGAGCAUCAGGAUCCACAAGCUGGAUGACCCAGAGACCUAGGAUAGAACCAAACAUGACUGGAGAGGAAAAAAAUGUCCAUGUAAUGAUGCCUAAUGAUAUUCUGUUAUACACACAGAUUGGUGCCUAGCCCUGAUUUUUUUUAAACAGAGGCCAAAAUUACACACUUGAAAAAAGACAGCAUCAUCAACAACAGUGAUGGUUGAAUUGGAUAGUUACAUGAAACUUGAGUCUUACCUUUUAUCCUGUACAAAACUCAGCUCUGAAUGGACCAAGGACCUCAACAUAAGAGCAAUUCCCCAAAUCAGGGAAUCCACUUCAACGUGCAGGCACAGCAAAAGGGUCUUUAGAACAGGACCCUGGGGGCACAGGCGUUAAGACCAACAACAGACAAAUAGGAACACAUGAAACUAAAAAGCUUCUGUACAGAAAAAGACACUGUCAUACUGGGCAGUGGUGGACCACAUCUUUAAUCCAGGCACUCAGGAGGCAGAGGCAGGCAGAUCUCUGUGAGUUCAAGUCCAGCCUGGUCUGCAGAGCAAGUUCCAGGACAGCCAGGGCUACACAAAGAAACUCUAUCUUGAAAAAAAAAAAAAGACACCAUCAUUUGUGUAAAGAGACACACUACAGAAUAGAAAAAGAUCUUUACCAGCUAUUCAUCUGACAGAGAGUUAGUAUCUAGAAUAUAAUAUACAAAGAACUAAACACAAAACAAAACAAAACUCUGAACAUCAAGAAAACAAGCAACCCUAUUUAAAAUGGGGCAUAGAACCAAACAGUUCUCAAAAUAUGCAAUACAUAUAACUGAGAAAGUAAAAACAAAACAAAACUAAAACUAAAUCAAGAAAUUCACAGGCAAACGGAUGGAAUUAGAAACAUUCUGACCUUUAACAGCUAGCUAUGGGCCACAACUCCAAAACAAACAAAAAUCAUUCUGAAUGGGGAAACCCAAAUUCAGAAAGACACAUGUCACAUGUUUUCUUCAUUUGUGGAUGUUAGCUUUGAAUCUUCAGAUGUGUGUUGCGUCUGGAAAUAGCCACAGAUGUCAUGAAGUCACUAAAGGGCCUUGGGAUUUCAAGUUUUGGAGGGGACAAAAGGUACACAAGGCUCAAGGAAAAUAAUGGAACAGGAAGAGAUAAACUGGGGUGAGGGUGGGGGGCAGGUAGAGAAGAUAUGAUAGGGAGGGAUAACUAAUACUAAAGGCCUCUUGGAAAAGCCAUAUUGGGGGAGGGGUGCUGGAGAGAUGGCUCAGAUGUUAAGAGAACUGGCUGCUCUUCCAGGGGUCCUGAGUUCAAUUCCCAGCAACCACAUUAUGGCUCACGACCAUCUGUAAUGAGAUCUGGCGCCCUCUUCUGGCUUGCAGGCAUAUAUGUAGGCAGAAUACUGUAUACAUAAUAAAUAAAUAAACCUUAAAAAAAAAAGAAAAAGAAAAAGCCAUAUAGAGACCUCCUAGAACAUAUGCAUACAUAAGGAGUGAUGGAGAGGUGGCUCCACCGUUGGAGCACUGGCUUCUCCCCCGAGUUUGAUUCCCAGUAUCCACAUGGCAUUCCAAAACCACCUCUUCAGUUCUAGGGGAUCAGAUGCCAUUUUCUGCCCUACAAAGGCACCAGGCAUGUGCACUGGUGCACAGACAUACAUGCAGGCAAAACCCCCCACCCAUAAAUUUUACAAAUUAGCUUUAAUGUAGAUUUAGGACAGCCAGAGCAGACCUUGUAUCAAAAAACAAAACAAAACAAAAUCCCCACAGACCUCCCCUCCAGGUCAUUACAGGCUAUUGCCAAUACUCUUGGCUACCCUCCAGGACUGACUAAGACCCUGUUGCUGAAGAUACCAUAUGCUGGACUCAGAACAUGGAGAAACCAAGCUGUUUACUCACUUGGAAUCUUCACCCUGCCACCGGAUGUCAGAAUGUAUAGCAAAGCCUGUUGAAAUGGCAGCUGCCCAGGAGACCGUGGAGGUCCUGGCUGGGAGGACUCACAUAGGAGGAGCAGUGAUGGAUGUCUAAUUCUGAGGAUGAAACAAUCAUUUUCCGACAGCAAGACAAAGACACAAGGUGAGCUGUCAAUAGCAAGAUAACAGAUUAUAAAGGUGACUCUGAGGGGCCCAGAGGGAACAUGUUUGGGUACAAACGCAAACAGGACUCGAAAUUCUAGUCUGAUAAAUCGAACUUCAUAAAACAUUAUGAAGGAUUAGCUGGGCUUGGUGGUGCGUUUCUAUAAACCUGGCACUCUGGAGGCUGAGGCAAGAGGGUCAUUGUGAAUUUGCGCGCCAGUUUGGACUACACAGUAAGGUCUUGUCGCAGAAAUGUAAAAUAAGCCUCGGCAUGGUGGCUUAAUCCCAGCUGUCAUCCCAGCUCUUGGGAGGUGGAGGCAGGAGACCCAGGAGUCUAAAGCCACAUCUGCUACAUACCAACUUCAAGGCCAGCUUGGGCUACCUGAGACCUUGUCUCAGAAAAAAAAAAAAAAUUAAACCAUGAAAUUACUGACUCUGGCUGGGGGAGUAAGGCGUGCCGGAGCUUUGCACACGGGUCCUGGCUCCUAUCCUGGCACUGUGUGCGUGAACACACAGAACUGAGUGGGAACACAGGAAUGAAAAGCCUAAAGCUAUGGACCAGACCUGUAUCUGGAAUUCAGAAAUCUCAGACUGACAGAUGAUCUGACAGAAACCAGCAAGACUCUAAAACACAGAUGUGCCAAAACCUCUGGUCUCGUGUUUGGACAGUUUUAGGCUGCUCAGCCUAACCAGAGAUCUAGAAAACACAGAACAGCAGCACAGCCAUACACCAGUAGGUGACACACAGAGGCAGGCUAGGGAAGACACACUGCCGUGUGGACCCUCAAGUCCUGCCCCCACAGAAACACCCACAUCCCUUCAGGCCUCACAGUUAGUAGUCCUGGAGGGAGGACUGGGUGUCCAGCUAGGCCGGCAGCAUCUCCCUUGGAUGAUGUCUGAAGGAGCAGACCCGGUGUGCUCUGCAUCUGUUGGCAUAUUCAGGGCUAGACACAGGCCCAGGUCCCAUGGGCUUCAAGCAUGACCCCUGUAGGUAAAACUGGACAGAAGAGCUAGGCUAUUGGGGAGUAGGGAACUCUUCAGGUGUUGUUACUGUGCUGUGUGGCUGCAGGAGGCUGACUUGGGUCUAAUUGAGCUGUCAAAAGCCUGCUAAGGUUUCCACACCAUAUCAAGCGGUGCUUGCAGUGGACAGGAGGAGAUCCAAGGCCAGAGUAAAGCAGGGACCCACAGGGACUCAUGGCCACUGCUGCCUGGCUCCUUUUCCCAACAGAGCCUGAGGCUGGCCACUGGCCCCACAGCCCUGCUGAGGUCGCACUUUUACUGUGUAAACUGCUCUGUGGCUCUGGGCGGAGCCUUCCCCCCUGCCGAUCUAUAAUUUCCCAGAAAAAAAAAAAAAGGCUGAGGAAUAACCUGGAAAAUGCCCUAGAGAUGGGGCAGCAUAGUGGAAGCCACAGCCCCCUGCCCCUCCCAGACCUGUCUACUUCCUCUGUCUGCUUCGAGAUAGGUCCUAACAGCCCACAACUCCCUGAGAAGCUGCCCCUCCUGAAACCCAGCACUGCCUUUCCUGGCCCCUCCCGUGUGCAUUCCCACCACCCCAGGCAGGGCAAAGGGACAGAGCUCAAGGCAGGGUUUGCUGCUUCGGAGUGUCCACCAGGUCACAGCUCUCAGGCCCUGGAGAAGGAAGCUGAGAUGUGGCUCCGGCAGGGAGGCCCAGCCCUGGUGGUGCUUCUGGCUUUCUGGGUGGCACUAGGCCCCUGUGACCUGCAGGGGACAGAUCCUGGAGCAUCAGCAGAUGCCGAGGGCCCCCAGUGCCCCGUCGUCUGCACCUGCAGCUAUGACGACUACACAGAUGAGCUCAGCGUCUUCUGCAGUUCGAGAAACCUCACGCAGCUGCCUGAGGGCAUCCCAGUCGGCACCAGGGUCCUGUGGCUCGAUGGCAAUAACUUCUCCUCCAUUCCCUCAGCGGCUUUCCAAAACCUGUCCAGCCUGGACUUCCUCAACCUGCAGGGCAGCUGGCUGAGCAGCCUGGAGCCCCAGGCACUGCUGGGCCCGCAGAACCUCUACCACUUGCACCUGGAGCGGAACCUGCUCCGGGGCCUACCUGCUGGCUUGUUCAUGCACACACCCCGCCUGGCUUCCCUCAGCCUGGCCAACAACCUCCUGGGCCGGCUGGAAGAGGGGCUGUUCCAGGGCCUCGGUCACCUUUGGGCCCUCAACCUGGGCUGGAACAGCCUAGUGGUACUGCCUGACACAGUGUUCCAGGGCCUGGGUAACCUCCGGGAGCUGGUGCUGGCCGGCAACAGACUGGCCUACCUGCAGCCUUCGCUCUUCUGCGGCUUGGGUGAGCUGCGCGAGCUGGAUCUGAGCAGGAAUGCACUGCGCAGCAUUAAGGCCAACGUCUUCAUACACCUGCCCAGGCUGCAGAAGCUGUACCUGGGCCACAACUUGGUCACAGCUGUGGCCCCUGGCGCUUUCCUGGGCAUGAAGGCAUUGCGUUGGCUGGACCUGUCCCAUAACCGCGUGGCAGGGCUCCUGGAGGACACCUUCCCGGGCCUGCUGGGUCUGCAUGUCCUGCGCUUGGCACACAAUGCCAUCACUAGCUUGCGGCCGCGGACUUUCAAAGAUCUACACUUCCUGGAGGAACUGCAGCUUGGUCACAAUCGCAUCCGGCAGCUAGGUGAGAAGACAUUUGAGGGCCUGGGGCAGCUAGAGGUGCUGACACUCAAUGACAAUCAGAUCCACGAGGUCAAGGUGGGUGCCUUCUUUGGCCUCUUCAAUAUGGCUGUUAUGAAUCUCUCUGGCAACUGUCUCAGGAGCCUCCCGGAGCGGGUGUUCCAGGGGCUGGGCAAGUUGCACAGCCUGCAUCUGGAGCACAGCUGCCUGGGCCGCAUCCGCCUGCACACUUUCGCCGGCCUUUCAGGGCUGCGCAGGCUCUUCCUCAGGGGCAACAGCAUCUCCAGCAUGGAAGAACAGAGCCUGGCAGGGCUCUCCGAGCUGCUAGAGCUCGACCUUACCGCCAACCAGCUCACACAUCUGCCCCGCCGGCUUUUCCAGGGCCUUGGCCAGCUCGAGUACCUGCUCCUCUCACAUAACCAGCUGUCGGUGCUGUCUGUGGAUGGCCUGAGACCCCUGCAGCGGGUCUUCUGGCUGGACGUCUCACACAACCGUCUGGAGGCACUGUCUGAAGGCCUUUUCUCACCACUGGGGCGGCUGCGCUACCUCAGCCUCAGGAAUAACUCUUUGCAGACCUUUUCGCCACAGCAUGGCCUGGAGCGCCUGUGGCUCGAUGACAACCCCUGGGACUGCCGCUGUCCCCUCAAGGCACUGCGUGACUUUGCCCUGCAGAACCCCAGCAUUGUCCCCCGCUUUGUUCAGACUGUCUGUGAGGGGGAUGACUGCCAGCCAGUGUAUACCUUCAACAACAUCACCUGUGCCGGCCCUGCCAAUGUCUCAGGCCUCGACCUACGAGACAUCAGCGAAACUCACUUUGUGCACUGCUGACCCUGGCUACUACUGGCCUGGGAUGGCCUAAUGCUGCCUUGUGGUCAGGACAGUCUCUCACUGUUACCAGAAUAAGCUGGCUCUCAAAGCCAGUGGGGGAAGGAAAAAUACCUGCCCAUCUCUAGGGGCCAGGCCUGGGCUGCUCACUUCCUGGAAGCAGAGCAGUACUGGCAGCUAUGAGGCCUAAAUUCAGAAAGGCUGGGUGCAGGCUGGGUGCCCGAGGGCCCAACCAGGAGGGAAGUGCUCAGCAGCACUCCCUGCUGGCAACAAUUAAAUCAACCUUGAGUGUGAACUUGGGAAAAGGUGAUCUGUGGUCUCCAUGUUCUUUGUCCCCAUGCCUUCUGUCCUGUCCCAGCUCUGCCGAGCCCAGUCUGUGCCUUGCUGGUGUUGGGAACAUGUGUCCCACUUCAUCCUGCUGUGUCCAUAUGGGUCCUCUAGGGCUUCUUAGGACCCCGUCCUCCAACCCAAGGAACUGCAGGCACUCAAGCCUCCCCAAAUGCUGGCACUGCAUCCCUCCCUCAGGGCACUGCACUGGAGCCAGGUGAGGUUCUCACAGCUGUCCAGAUCCCAGGUGUGGAGGUCACCACACUGCCCACCGCUGGACAGUAAUGGUAGGAGUUGAGGACAGCGCCUUCCCAUCUGACUACAGGAGCCAUCCCCUGCAAGGCGCCCCAGACCCCCAGUCUCCCCUGAGACCUCAGCUUUGCCCCAGGAAGACAACAGAUCACCAUCUGCUUUCCUUUCUGACCUUUCCAGAAUGAGGAGAGGGCCUCUGGGCCUCAGCUCACAC
This is a messenger RNA of Peromyscus californicus insignis, 6777 nucleotides long. RefSeq names its product insulin like growth factor binding protein acid labile subunit (gene Igfals). The record is from RefSeq and is a predicted model, not a curated record. Gene Ontology annotation, molecular function: protein binding. NCBI's taxonomy places the organism in Eukaryota, Metazoa, Chordata, Mammalia, Rodentia, Cricetidae.